This is a messenger RNA of Rhinichthys klamathensis goyatoka, 1518 nucleotides long. Its product is annotated as zinc finger protein 226-like. The transcript is spliced from 3 exons. Gene Ontology annotation, molecular function: DNA-binding transcription factor activity; RNA polymerase II cis-regulatory region sequence-specific DNA binding. Bases 155 to 1504 code for a protein of 449 amino acids. The record is from RefSeq and is a predicted model, not a curated record. Lineage: Eukaryota; Metazoa; Chordata; Actinopteri; Cypriniformes; Leuciscidae. Gene Ontology annotation, biological process: regulation of transcription by RNA polymerase II.
CUUCUUGAUUUUGACAGAUCUGCUCCUCCUCCUUCAGUGAAGCUCCUCCCACUGCAAUUCUCCAAUAAAUGCUGGAAUAUUCCCAUCAGCUACAAGUGAAGACGAGCAUCAAACCAUCAGGAAGAGCUGAUAUCUGCAAACACAGAGUUCAUUGAUGGACGGUGAGAACAUGAGAGAAGAACAAAGAGAUGUAAUGCUGAAGAAUGAGGAGAGUGAAGAGGAGAAACAUCAUCAUGUCAGAACUGGAGAAAAAACUCACUUACAGACUGAAAAUAUUUCUUUACUGAAAAGAAAAGACAAUAAAUGUUUCACUUGCAGUCAGUGUGAAAAGAGUUUCACACACACAAAGACUUUAUUGGUUCACAUGAGGAUUCACACUGGAGAGAAACUGCAUAAAUGUGAUCAAUGUGGCAAAACAUUUUUGUGUGCUUCAGCCCUGAAGAUCCACCUCACAGUUCAUUCACAGGAGAAACCACAUUCAUGUUCUUUGUGUGGAAAGAGUUUUUCACGUCUGCCGAAUUUAAAAGUUCAUCAGAAAAGACAUGCUGGUGAAAAAGUUAAUGUGUGCUCUGAAUGUGGGAAGAGAUUUGUUACAACUUCAUGUUUGAAACGGCACCAGAGGAUCCACACUGGAGAGAAACCUUACAAGUGUUCACACUGCGACAAGAGAUUCAAAGAUUCAGGAUCCCUGAAAACACACGAGAGGAUCCACACUGGAGAGAAACCGUAUCACUGCACUGCAUGUGGGAAGAGUUUCACUCAAUUAACUGCUCUACACAGGCAUACAAAAAACUAUCACUGCCUGAUCCUGGAGAAUAAGGAGAGUGAAGAGGAGGAGAAACAUCAUGUCAAAACUGGAGAAAAAACUCCCUCACAGACUGAAAGCAUUUCUUUACUGAAAAGAAGAGACAAGAAAUGUUUCACCUGCCGUCAGUGUGGAAAGAGUUUCACAUGGAAACCGAGUCUCGAGAUUCACACGAGGAUCCACACUGGAGAGAAACCGUUCACAUGUGAUCAGUGUGGGAUGAGUUUUACACAACAAGGGACACUUAAGGAACACAUUAAAAUCCACACUGGAGAGAAACUCCAUCAAUGUGACCAAUGUGGCAAAACAUUUUUGAGGGCUUCAGGCCUGAAGAUCCACCUGACAGUCCAUUCACAGGAGAAGCCACAUUCAUGUUCUUUGUGUGGAAAGAGUUUUUCACUUCUGCACUGUUUAAAACUACAUCACAAAAUACAUACUGGUGAAAAAACGUAUGUGUGCUUUGAGUGUGGGAAGAGUUUUGUUAGAGCUGGACAUUUGAAACUGCACCAGAGGACUCACACUGGAGAGAAACCUUACAAGUGUUCACACUGCGACAAGAGAUUCAAUCAGUCAGGAACCUUGAAAUCACACGAGAGGAUCCACACUGGAGAGAAACCGUAUCACUGCACUGCAUGUGGGAAGAGUUUCAGCCAAUCAUCUGCUCUACACAGUCAUAUAAAAAACAAUCACAGUAAUUAGUUCAUCUUCAGAUC